CCAGACUUUGAAAACAAAAAAAAACUCUAAUGCUUCAAGCCCUUGUUGGUCCGUCUUCUCCCUCCCUCCAUUGACUCCUCUCAAGCAAGCUUCUUCGAUCUUCUGCUCCUUGGAUGGCACAUUCUUUAAGUUCCAUCUCCACCAACUUGAACAGUUUAGUCCUUAAUCAUCAGUGGAAGAGUUUAGGAACGUUUGUGUUGUCACCAUCUAAAUGUAAGAGGAGAUUUGCAAGAAGGGUUAGAGCUUUGCAAGAAGCUGAAGGUCCAACUCCGAGAAGAUUGAUCGAUAUUAUAAGAUCGGUUCCUGAAAUCUCGAGGAAUUACUUCAAGAAGCCAUCAAGAAGAACGCUUUUCGGAGGUAUCUCGUUGUUAGGUGGGUUUUACGUCGCACAGACUAUCUCUCUGUCGUUUGGAGCUUUGGGAGUGAACGAUGUUAUUGCUGCGGUUUUAUGCGUUCUUUUGACAGAGUAUGUGACGAGAUUCUACUAUAGCCGCACCACGGUUACAUUUCCUAUUGCUCUGCUUAAUAAUUUUAAGAUGGGUUUCACUUAUGGUCUCUUCAUUGACGCGUUCAAGCUAGCUAGCUAACUGUUUGCAAGGCAGAAGUAUGAGAGAUCCCAAAGCGUAGAUGUAAAGAUUAAAUUCAAGCUUUUGGAGUGGUUUGAGAAUUCCAUUAUCAUAAUUUUGUAUUCAAUCAACCAAACACUUCAAAGUUAGAGAGGCUCUGUAGUAUGUCAAAGGGUCUUGGCCGUCUUCUUUCUGGUUUGCAGUGUGAAAUACUUUGCCUUCUCUUGUUUGUAUCUUACAAUGUGAAAUAUAUGCCAAAGUGAGAAUGGAAAGUGAAAUUGUA
Molecule: messenger RNA, 849 nt
Organism: Capsella rubella
Lineage: Eukaryota; Viridiplantae; Streptophyta; Magnoliopsida; Brassicales; Brassicaceae
Product: ycf20-like protein
Exons: 2
Coding region: 114-587 (157 amino acids)
Source: RefSeq, a predicted model, not a curated record